Nerophis lumbriciformis (worm pipefish) is the source of this 837-nucleotide messenger RNA. NCBI's taxonomy places the organism in Eukaryota, Metazoa, Chordata, Actinopteri, Syngnathiformes, Syngnathidae. The record is from RefSeq and is a predicted model, not a curated record.
AUGACACACCAUUCAAACAACUCUGUUCGAGACCAUAUGAAAUGGGCCGGUUUGCUGGGCUGCGAGGCAGUGCUUUCCAGCAUGGCCCUGAUGCAGGCCAACAAUAUUCAAGGUCAAAAGAAGAUGUCAUCACUGGGUCACGGGCACCGGUCAACUUCAGAAAGCCACCAAAGCCACUCGCAUCAUAGCCACCAUGGAAACCAAAGUCACCAUGCACAAGGCAACAGCCACACGGGCCAUAUGUCUACGGGGAGCUGUCCACCACUGCUGAUCCAAAAGGAUGGAGAUUACCACACUUCGAGAAUAUUGGAUGGGAAAAACAUGCAUACCAGCCAGAGUAUGCACGUCAAGAAAAAGCACAAAAAAUCGGUUAAAGUUAAGGAAGAGGUGCGGGUAUGUUUGACCCUCUGAACUUUAGACAUGACUCAACUCGACAUGGAUGACGACAGUGUUCUGAAAGUCCAGAAGAACUUCAUCUGUGACCACUGUUAUGGUGCUUUUCGGAGCAGCUAUCACCUCAAGCGGCACAUACUGACACACACGGGGGAAAAACCUUAUGCCUGUGACAGCUGCGACAUGCGCUUCAUUCAGCGUUACCACCUGGACCGACACAAGAGGGUGCACAGUGGCGAGAAGCCGUACCAGUGCGACCGCUGCAAUCAGACCUUCUCACGGACAGACAGGCUGCUGAGGCACCGGCGCCUGUGUACCGCCGGGAUCAGCAAAGACGACAACCAGUGUUGCGAUAGUCGAUCAUCUGCGUACUCACAGGGCACCUCCGGCCACACUGCUUCCUGGAGUCCCUUACAGUCUUCCAACAGCCGCCUGACCGUCUGA